This is a messenger RNA of Cotesia congregata, 327 nucleotides long. The record is from the annotation of a GenBank genome assembly. Lineage: Eukaryota; Metazoa; Arthropoda; Insecta; Hymenoptera; Braconidae.
AUGGCGUUUAAUACGGAUAUGUAUGUUACAACCGACGUGUGGUUUCCUUUCAAAAUAGAAGAAAUAGAAGUACAAGAGGAGUUCUAUGAAUCACGUUCUUCAUUUUACGAGUUCAGUGAAGAUAAAAAUAUAAUUAUAAGUUUUAAAAGUGAAUUGAUAUUAAUUGACGAAAAGAAAUUCAUCUUAAUUUCUGUGCAAGAGCAAAUUGCUCUAGACGACUUCCCUUUAAUGUUCGUACCCGUGUGGUACUUAACACGGAAUUAUGGUCCAGAUGAUAAAUACACAAUCAACAUUGAAGUGGAGAAGAAGCCUCCAGGCACAGAUUGA